Messenger RNA from Pteronotus mesoamericanus, 5487 nucleotides. It is a transcript of the gene FOXJ2, whose product is annotated as forkhead box J2. Lineage: Eukaryota; Metazoa; Chordata; Mammalia; Chiroptera; Mormoopidae. The record is from RefSeq and is a predicted model, not a curated record. Gene Ontology annotation, molecular function: DNA-binding transcription factor activity, RNA polymerase II-specific; RNA polymerase II cis-regulatory region sequence-specific DNA binding. Gene Ontology annotation, cellular component: nucleus. Gene Ontology annotation, biological process: regulation of transcription by RNA polymerase II. The transcript is spliced from 11 exons. The coding region runs from base 1129 to 2841 and encodes 570 amino acids.
CAGCGGAGCCGAGCCGAGCCCGAGCCCGAGCCGAGCCCUGACACUGUCCGUCCGCCUUCUGGCUCCCCAGGAGCCCAGACUGGCCGGAGCCCAAGAGGUGGCAGCGCGGGGAGCCCCACGCGCGAAGUGAGCGGACCGGACGGGACGGGGCUAGAGGAGGCGCUGCCGCCACAGUAGCCAGUGACGGGGGUGCGGAGCCGCGGCCUCCGGGACCCUGCUGCCCAGGCCGGCCGGGGAGCGCGGGGAGUACGAAAACCCCACCCUCUGGGGCACCCCAGGAGCGGAGGCGGGCGCGGGGACGGGAGCCACCUCUCUCCUUGUGGAAGAGAAGACCCUUACCAUCCGGGUGAGGGAAAGAAGAGAUCCCUAUAGGGGACAAGUCUCUCCUUCCUGGAGGCGAGGAAAAUCCCCAUACUGGCCUGGGAAUAGACCUCCAGAAGUAAAAGGGGGACGAUCCUUUCUAAGGAAGCGGAGUGAGACCGCCCCGCGUGCCUCCACCCCUCCAAACACACUCUCAGCACUUCGGGACUUUUGAGGCAAAGAGAAAGGGGGCAAGCCUGUGGAAUAGGCGCCCUGCAUCCUCUCCAGUACUCACAGAAGCAGGGGACACUCCAGGGAAAGAAGAGGAAUCGGCUUUCAGCCUUUCGGGAGAGGGGAAGGACUCCCCCUCAACUUCCUUGUACCUAGACAGUGGAACAGGGCAGAGCCCCUCCGCUCAGAUCUCUAGCAGACCGAAGGAGCCCUCCACUCCCGAAAGAUCCAGUUUGGGGGGGAGGGGGACUCCCCCAAGGGGGAGGAGACAACUCCUGGUUGGGAGAGGCUCCUCCCCUCCUCCCCGGCGUCACUGGCAGGGUGUGGGGGGUGUGCCACCUGCCCCAGGUGGGACCUCCUUCUCCUCCUCCCCCGCCUCCUUCUCCUCCCCCUCCUCCUUCUCCCUCCGCCCCUCAUCCUCAGGGGACCCAGAUCCCCUCUCCAGCUUGGAAGGCUCGGCCAAGUACAGGAAGAGCCACUGAGUAUGAGACUCUUCAUCUGCCUUUGAAGAGGGGGAACCCUCCAACCCCAAACUCCAGUACCAGGCGUUUCCCUCCCUUUGCUGGGGGAACCUCGGAGACAGAACCAAGAAGAACCAUGGCUUCUGACCUAGAGAGUAGCCUCACUUCCAUAGACUGGCUCCCCCAGCUGACCCUCCGCGCUACCAUUGAGAAGCUUGGGAGUGCCUCCCAAGCUGGGCCUCCAGGGGGCAGCCGCAAGUGUCCACCAGGCUCACCCACAGAUCCUAAUGCCACCCUGAGCAAAGAUGAGGCAGCAGUCCACCAGGAUGGCAAACCACGAUACAGCUACGCCACCCUCAUCACCUACGCCAUCAACUCCUCCCCAGCCAAGAAGAUGACCCUCAGUGAGAUUUACCGCUGGAUCUGUGAUAACUUCCCCUAUUACAAGAAUGCUGGCAUUGGCUGGAAGAAUUCAAUUCGGCACAACCUUUCCCUCAACAAGUGUUUCCGGAAGGUGCCCAGACCUCGGGAUGACCCUGGGAAGGGCUCUUAUUGGACAAUUGACACCUGUCCUGACAUCUCCCGAAAGAGAAGACACCCUCCAGAUGAUGAUCUAUCCCAGGACUCACCAGAACAGGAGGCAAGCAAGAGUCCCCGGGGAGGUGUUCCAGGGAGUGGAGAAGCCUCACUGCCUCCUGAGGGGAAUCCCCAGAUGUCACUUCAGAGCCCCACAUCUAUCGCCAGCUACGGCCAGGGCACGGGAUCUGUGGACGGCGGAGCAGUGGCUGCAGGGGCUCCAGGCCGAGAAAGUGCUGAGGGUCCCCCUCCCUUGUAUAACACCAACCAUGACUUCAAAUUCUCUUACUCGGAGAUCAAUUUUCAGGAUCUGAGCUGGUCCUUCCGCAACCUCUACAAAUCCAUGCUGGAGAAGUCCUCUUCCUCCUCUCAGCAUGGCUUUUCGUCUCUCCUGGGGGACAUGCCACCCGCUAACAACUACUACAUGUACCAGCAGCAGCCGCCGCCACCCCAACAGCAGCAGCAGUCGCCACAGCCACAGCCCCAACAGUCACAGCCCCCGCAGCAGCAGGCACCAGCCCAGGGCCCUUCAGCUGUAGGGGGUGCUCCUCCGCUGCACGCCCCAAGCCCCGAUGGCUGUGCCCCCCCCGGGGGGAAGCAAGCUGGGGCUGAAGGCUAUGGGCCUCCCUCUUUGAUGGCCAUGCACCCACCCCCGCUGCAGCACGGAGGCUACCACCCUCAUCAGCACCAUCCCCACUCCCACCCUGGCCAGCAGCCGCCGCCGCCACAGCCACAGGCACAAGGCCAGGCUUCUAUCAACAGUACUGGUUUUGCCUUUCCUCCUGACUGGUGCUCUAAUAUCGACUCCUUAAAGGAAAGCUUCAAGAUGGUGAAUCGGCUCAAUUGGUCCAGCAUUGAGCAGUCACAGUUCUCAGAACUGAUGGAGAGUCUGCGACAGGCAGAACAGAAGAACUGGAGCCUGGACCAGCAUCACAUUGCCAAUCUGUGCGACUCCCUCAACCACUUCCUUACUCAGACUGGUCACAUGCCCCCCCAAGGGGGCUCCCACCGGCCACCAGCCCCUACCCGUAUUACUGACUCCUGUGCCCUCACAAGUGGCAAACAGGAGCCAGCCUUGAACCAAGUGAACUCUUAUGGGCACCCACAAGCCCCCCAUCUCUACUCUAGCCCAUCACCAAUGUACCCAAUCUCCACCCAGGACUCAGCAGCAUACAAUCGCCCAGCACACCACAUGGUCCCUCGGCCGGCGGUUCCACCUCCUGGUGCCAAUGAGGAGAUCCCUGAUGACUUCGACUGGGACUUGAUCACUUAGUGCAUCGUAGAGUGUGACUCUCAGCCCAGGGCGGGCCGGUGAUGUCUGGCAGUGGGGAAAGAGCAGCCCCAGCCCACCCUUUCCCCCCUUGCCUGUAUAUAGAUAUAUAUUCUCUUUUUUUUUUCUUUCUCUGUCAGAGAAGUCACCGCAAGAUGCUGCCGAAGAUAACCCCUCUUACCUGCCUCAUUCUUCCUCUUUCUUCUUUGUUUCCUAAUUCUUUUAUUAUUAUCCUUAUUAUGUUAUUAUUAUUAUUAUUAUUGGUUGUAUGCGGUCCCCUGUCUCCUGUUCCUAUACUGUCGACCAUGUGCACCCCUUGCUAAUUUAAAAUCAUCCGGCUGGAAGGUGAGGCCGUGAUAGCUACAGAGAAAGGUUUCAAACUUGGAUUUACCUUUCCCUCUGAGAAAUUCAAUGCUAAUCCCACCUUUCAGCCCUAAAUUUUUUUCUGUUCUCGUCAAUUCAGUCCAGGACUGAAGAGGCCACAUUUUCAAGUAGAAGGGAUCUCUAACACUGCUUGGCAGUCAUGACUUAGCAGGUUUUACUCAAUGGUGCUAAUUUUGUCCUUUGAGCUCUUCCUUGUCCCUUUAUAUCUUCCAUUCUUACUUCUGGCAAUCCUCAUUCCCCUUCAAGGAAAGGCAUGAUGGUGGUGGUGCUGGAAGGUGACAAUAAAACCUGAGUAGAAUAAGAGGCUGGGCUGGGUGGAGUAGAAUUCUGCAGCAGGGCAGUGGAAUUUAAAACAUUUGGGAAUUGGUGUGUCAUACUAUGUCAAAUGAAAGUCCAGUGGCUCAUUCCUAGGCCGUCCUCUGUGGGAGAUGGGGUGGGUCUGAGCCAGAACUCUGCUGCUGUGGGAGCGGGGAGGACAACUAUUCAGCACAGGUUUAGCUUUUUGGAGAUGUUUUCAGUUUAACCAUUUUGGCUUUUAAAACAUGAUUUUCUCUGAAAAUUAACUGUGGCUCUUCUCUGCAUUUACUUCCACCCCCAUUAUUCUUCAAUCCCCAUUUCCCAUUCAGCAAAAUAUUAUUUUGUCCUCCUAUGGUUGUUUGCUCAACUCUUCUUCUCACCUUGUUUUCUUGCCUCAUUUCCUACCACUCUUAGUUUCAUCGUGUUUUAGGACAGGAUGGGAAUCUUUUUCCCACCCAUCACAGAGAACCAAACCGAACUGGUGGUAGGAGGGUGGGGAAAGGAAAAUGCAGCUAGCAUUGACAUGGAAGGGAAUAUUUCAGUUACUUAACUAUGUAGGCAAAUGCUUCUGUUGGAAUCCAGAUCAUUGGGGCUGAAACUUUUGUGAUGGUCUCUUGAGGGGCGAAGGCAUUGGUAGUGGAGAGUAAAUAAUCUAGAGGGAAGUAUUCAAUGAGGGCCAAGGGAAGACCCCAGAAAAAGGUAUAGGGAUAACUUAUCUCCUUGAACAAGGAGUGGCCAUGAUUGAUUGCUGCAAAGUACUCAGUGUAUAUAUGAUGUUAAUUAUUGAAUUUUACUCAUGGGGGAAAGAACAGUUUUACUUCUGUUUUUAUUUCUCUGUUUAGUGUCUGAAAGCUACAGGACAAAUGUAUGGAAUGGACAGGGCCACUCUCUCUUUGAUUUCUGCUUUUUUUUUUUUUUAUAAUAUUCUUUUAUUUACUGAUGAUUUCCAAGAGAUUUAUCUUUCUACUCUCCUGCUUUUUUUCCCUCUUCCACCCCUUUUCUCUGUAAGGGGUUAUACGUGGGCGUUUGUUGAAGUCUAGUGAGGCUGAAGUAAAGGGGCAAGAAAGGGCAGUUGACUAAAGAGCACUUUAUUUCUUUGAAGUUCUUGUACAAGGUAGGGGUGUGAGUGACUUGAAUCCCCCUGUUGUGUUAGAGGGCAGUUAGUGGGGUUGAAGAAUGAUGUAAUAUUUCCCAUUGGGGAAAGGAGAAUUUCUCUUAAGAGGGCGGCACAAUGCCUUCGCCCAGUGUUCCUAUUUCGGGCAUCUCUUCCUUAUUCCUUCCAAUCAAGGUGCCUCUUGCACACAACCUCCCAUCUGUUCUCCCUAAGAUGCCCCCUUUACCUAUGAUCACUUCUCUUUUGUAAACCCCUUUUCUACUCAGAUCCAGACAGGGUUUGCAAGGGUAGACUAAAUCAUACAUGUCAGUAUCCCUUGUUUAUAAUUCAUCUGUGUCUUAAAGGAAAACUAAGCCCCAUUAGGAACUCUGGUGGGCUGCCAGAGUAACUGAAAUUUGGGGUUAGGGCUGGAGAUCAAGCCUGCUGGGACUUUGGGUCCCCUCCACUAAACUCAGCCUUGCUCAGUGGCACAGGACAAACCUGAGCCUCUUUGGGCCUCAGUUCCCCGCCCCUCCAUGAAAUGGAAGAAUACUACUUUUUCUUGUUGGUUCAGCAUUGCUGGACUUGAAGUAUAGUCAUUGUUAUUGUAUUGGGUGAUGUGUGCAAAACUGCAGGAGCUCACUGCCUGCAAGAGCAAAUAAGGGAGAAAGUGGAGGAAAGGGACAGAAGGAGCAAUUGCUUGGUAUAGGUUCACCCAUCCCUGCCUUCCUCUCUUCAACCCCGAUGUUUCUGGUUUGGUGAGUCCUUCCUACCACCCAAAAUGCUUUGCAUCGGUGCAGGCUGGGAAGGGGGGUAUGGUCUCACAAUUGUUGUUGUUGUUUUUUGCAUGCUUUCUUAAUAAAAACAAAAAAGAA